Molecule: messenger RNA, 702 nt
Organism: Monosiga brevicollis MX1
Lineage: Eukaryota; Choanoflagellata; Craspedida; Salpingoecidae
Exons: 5
Coding region: 1-702 (233 amino acids)
Molecular function (GO): protein binding
Source: RefSeq, a predicted model, not a curated record
AUGGUCACGGUGUUCCGCAGCCCGGCUCGCCGCCAGAACGAAGCAGCCACCACGAACCAGGAUGGCUUGGACUUGUUUGCCGCCUGUCAGGCUGAGGACUCUCAACCCGCCAUGUCCCUGCUGACCAACUGGUCUGAUGAGCAGAUUGCAGCCGCCGUAAAGUACAGGAAUUCGGGAACAGACUCGCUGCUGCAUCGGGCAUGCAGCGCCGGCCACGUCGGCAUCGUGCGCUUGCUCCUUGCCCGCGACGAUGUUGAUGUGAACGCCGAGGAUAUCUAUCGCAACACACCCUUGCAUAUCGCCUGCACCCACGGUAACCUUGACAUUGUGCGCCUGCUCCUUGAGAACACGGGCUUGAACACAGAGCCCAAAAACCAGGGCGGCCGGACCCCCCUCGAUGUGGCCACCUCAAACCUCUUCCUCUCAUGGCCGCGACUCAUGCACGAGCGAUCCCUGCAUACCAAACCACGCUUGAGUGUCCUGGUAAGAAAGACCAUGGAAAUCAUCGUAAUGACAACUAGAUCAGGUGCUGGCAACACCAAGAAUUUGCAACUUUGGUCAAUUAUGCAUUUCUAUACACGGAUGAAGUCUGGAUGGGGUCGUGCCGAAGAUGCAACCCAAAAGCUUGAGCCCUCCAAAACGCCCUAUCAGGCCUAUCAGGCUCGCAGCUACAAGCGCAGGCACUGGCAUCGCGACAAAUAA